Molecule: messenger RNA, 2505 nt
Organism: Symbiodinium sp. CCMP2592
Lineage: Eukaryota; Dinophyceae; Suessiales; Symbiodiniaceae
Source: the annotation of a GenBank genome assembly
AUGUUUCCGGCCUUGCUCUUUUGGGGACUUCUCCCUGUUUCAGCGGGUUUCGAUCUCACUUGGGCUCCGCCCACGCGCUUUGCAGAGCCUACGGGAGCCCGCAGUCUGAGCGGAGGUGUCAUCCGUCAGAAUUACAUAGAUCCCGAGAGCGGGCUGCGGUUCCAUCUGCAACACGACACUGUGCAGCGAGAGGGCACCCAGAUCAUCUUCCUGGAUCAGCUCGAGGGCAUUCUUGGUGCAUAUUGCCCCGAGGAGAGCGUUUUGCUGCUGGCGUUCUCUCGGGCAGAUGCACUCGACAACUUCCUUCAAGCCACCAAGUCCGUCCAGGGUCGUGUGAUCCUCGCAUCGACUCGCCAUCCUGCUUCCUGUGGGGUUGAGGUGUUUUUGGGCGAGGUGGCGCCCAACAGGGUGAAAACCACAGCAGUUCCGCCAAUUUCUCAGCACGGGGUUUCCGUGACCUACACUUCCAAAGACUACGGCAGUGUUUUCGAGUAUGCCAACAUCACCGUCUCAGCACCAUUGGCCACCGUUGCGCCCAAGAUGCCUGUCGAGCUAGAGCAGCCAGAGCAGCCAAAGGAGAAGAGUGCCAAACCCCGGCGGCUGUUCCUGUCCUCCAUCUUGAAGAGCACCUGGAGGGCUGUGAAAGGCCUCGCCAGUGCUGCCCUUGCACCCGUCUGGGUGGCAUUAGAGGCAUUGGGCUUGACCGAGUUGAGCGCGUCCAAGACCUUCAAGAUUUUCGCCUUUGACAGAGGAGACCAGCUGAAGACGGCGAUCCAGCAGGCAACUUGCAACUCCUGCGUCUCUACCUGCGAGGCGUCCUCGAAGCUAACCGCAAAAGUAACCUUCCAGCUGAAGAUCUCUGGGGGCGCCACCGAGCUGGCAAAGCUGGAGAUCAAAGGCACCCUCGCCAAUCUCCUGGAAGUCAGUGGCGAGAAAGUGGCUCAGCUCUCUGAGGAAAGGCAGCUGAUCAAGUUUCCACCAGUUUCCAUCAAAUUCAUGGUGGGGCCUGUUCCUGUAUAUUUGCAGGUGGAUGCAGGCCUUCACGCGGGCGUCAAAGCCUCCGUUGAGGCAAGCUACGGCCUGACUGCAGCAGCGGAUGCGAGCCUGACGCUUACUGCAGCCUAUCGGGACAGUACUGGGAAGGUAGAGCGGAACUUGGACUUCAAUUGGGACCAGCUUGACACCAAAGCCACCUUCGAUGGAAAAGCCACAGCAAUGCUGUACUUGAAGCCAGUGGUGACGUUUACAGCAUACAAGAUCUUUCAAGCAGCCUUCGUCUUGAAAGUCUUCUACCAAGCGAUCUGGACGCUAGAAGGUGAGGCCCUCGCGGGCGAAUGCUCGGCAAACCUCAAGAAAUUCUGGGGCUUGGACCUGUCCCUGACAGUGAAGAUCCAGUCCGUCUUCACGAAGUCGUUUAACCUUUAUGCGAAUCAAUGGCCUCUGGCAGAAAGGGAGGAUGAUUGUGGCCCGUUCAUAAGUCUGCCUGGCAACUUGCUGGCGGACUUUGUGGAGGGCACGUCCGAUGAUGAUGAUGAUGAUGAUGGGUCGGCGGUGUCGGAUGAUGCCUCAGGCGACGAGUCAGGUAGUUCUUCGAGUCCUUCGACUCAGACUUCGCAAGAUGGCUGCAGGUGCAAGCAAAACUGGACUGCAGACUGGAAUGGCUCCGAAGUCACGUGCAACAGCUACUGCUGCCAGUUCGAAGGAACUUCGGGUUUUUGCGUCAAGGAAGACCCGACGUGCGGCACAGAGUGCUGGGGCAGCUGUGACACGCGACGGCUUACCACCUGCGAAAAUGUUCAGCCAUUUUGCAAUGCGAAUGCUUGCGAGAAUGAGCAGCCGGACUGUCUCCGCUGUGGUUUCUGCGGCCAAGAUGAAGAUGUCAAUGACACCGGGGGGAGUUCCGGCUCCAGCGGGGCUUCACCACCCAGUUCAGGUUCGGGGUCCGCUCUGAGUCUCGCGUCGCACAGCGUGGGUGCACUCUGGAAUGGUCUCAUUACGCCCAUUUCGGAUGGGACAUGCCCCAAUAACCCGUCCGCUGAGCUCGUUCUGCAGCUCGUGGAGGUGGACGACUGGGGGGGCGGCAACGGUCAGAUGACAUUUAUGGGCGCUACCAACGUCCUCUUGCCGGAUGGCCGAUGCACCGUCAGCUUGAGCUACGUGGCCGACCUCUACGGUGGCAGCAUUCAAGGUGGCACUUUGAAACCCAGUGCAGACGACGACUUCUUCGGUGAUUGCGAUGGGUUCGAGCUGCCAUAUGGCUGGAGGGUGGAUGCAACCACGACCCGCAUCGCAGGAAAGGAUUCAAUGAAUUGCUACAGCGUUGACUUGCGGGCAUCUGUUGCUUUGCCGACCUCGAGACGACUUUCCACGUGCAUCGUGGAUCCAAACGCCACAAUGUACAUUGCUACCGCAGAACUCAGCUCUUCGAAAUUCGCUGUAUUCAAAACGGCAUUGCUGCUUCUAGCUGUGCUGUUUGCUUUCGAUGCUGUUGAAUUUCCUCUUUGA